Molecule: messenger RNA, 3978 nt
Organism: Esox lucius (northern pike)
Lineage: Eukaryota; Metazoa; Chordata; Actinopteri; Esociformes; Esocidae
Gene: nadka
Product: NAD kinase a
Exons: 13
Coding region: 350-1645 (431 amino acids)
Biological process (GO): NADP+ biosynthetic process; NAD+ metabolic process
Molecular function (GO): NAD+ kinase activity
Source: RefSeq, a predicted model, not a curated record
AGACAGUGUAGGCAAGAUGACGUCAGUAAUUACAGUACAAUUAGGAAACGUCAGACGUUACAGUUGUGUAGUUUGACAGGCUGUCAGCCAGGGUGCACAGAAGGCUAGUUAGCGAUCUGCUGUUAACAUCUUGUGUAUCCAAACCGGCUACACUGGUUAGCAGUUUUACCGUGUAUGAAGCUUGUCUAGUAGAACCAAUUCUAAAGAACACUAUGAAGAAGCUCUGAUUUGACACCAGUGCCGCCAAUAUUCUUCGUGGCAAAUCCAAAACUUGCUAAGAAAUCGAGAAUCAUCAGACCAGGCAACAUUCUUCCAGUUUUCAACUGUCCAAUUCUGACUGUAAGCUGAGAUGGAAACUGGAGAGCAAGUUGGAAUGGAGGCUCUCCCCUUCUGCUGCUCUCCCUGUGAUGGUGGGGAGACCCCUGCCCGUGGCAUGGCAAUCCGCACCAGAAAGAACCGCAGCCUAAGCACUUCGUCUGCCACUGCUGGUGACUACAGGAGAAAUCAGUCUCUGCAUGGACCAAGUCCUGUGACCACUUUUGGACCAAAAGCAUGUAUGCUGCAGAAUCCACAGGCAGUCAUGCACAUUCAGGAUCCAGCCAGUCAGAGACUGACAUGGAACAAGCCUCCCAAAAGUGUCCUUGUCAUCAAGAAGAUCCAAGAUGCCAGUCUUUUGCAGCCUUUCAAAGAGCUCUGUGUGUUCCUCACUGAGCAUAAAAACAUGAUUGUUUACGUAGAGAAGAAGGUUCUGGCAGACCCAGCCAUUGCGGGCGAUGAGAGCUUUGGGACCAUCAUCCAGAAGUUCUGUACCUUCAGAGAAGAUCUUGAUGACAUUUCCAAUCGAGUGGACUUCAUCAUCUGUCUUGGAGGUGAUGGGACCUUACUUUAUGCAUCUUCACUCUUCCAGGAGAGUGUUCCGCCUGUUAUGGCCUUUCACCUGGGUUCUCUCGGCUUCCUCACGCCAUUCAGCUUUGAAACGUACCAAUCUCAGGUCACCCAAAUCAUUGAGGGUAACACGGCCAUCAUCCUGCGCAGUCGCCUACGGGUGCGAGUAGUGAAGGAAAGCCGAGAGAAGAAGGCACGGGUGGAUGAAAAAGGCAUCCUCAUCAUGAGCAACGGAGACAGCGAGGGCAGCCGCAAAGCUUUGCAGUACCAGGUGCUAAAUGAGGUGGUGGUGGACAGAGGUCCGUCCUCAUACCUUUCCAAUGUUGACCUCUUCUUAGACGGACACCUCAUCACCACAGUACAGGGAGAUGGUGUGAUAGUGUCCACUCCCACGGGCAGCACAGCUUAUGCAGUGGCAGCCGGAGCCUCCAUGAUCCACCCGAAUGUGCCGGCCAUCAUGAUCACCCCCAUCUGCCCCCACUCACUGUCUUUCAGACCCAUAGUGGUGCCAGCUGGGGUGGAGCUUAAGAUUAUGCUGUCACGGGAGGCCAGGAAUACAGCCUGGGUGUCAUUUGAUGGGAGGAAAAGACAAGAGAUCUGCCAUGGAGACAGCAUUACCAUUACUACUUCCUGCUUCCCUGUUCCCUCAAUUUGUUUCCGAGACCCUGUGAAUGACUGGUUCGAGAGCCUGGCCCAAUGUUUACACUGGAACGUAAGGAAGAAGCAGAACUACCUCAGCUCUGAGGAAGACGAGUUCUGAGGCCAAAAAUCUCGCUUUCUAGUGAAAUUCUCAUAGUAUACCUUUCCAGGGUGCGUUCCAGUUGAAUUCUAUCAGGUCAAUUUCCAACCAACAUACUCUGUAAAUGAUUGGUAUUAGUUUGUUUUGGUUCAUCAUCCUUUACUGUUAACAAUGUCACACCCUUUUAAAAAAACGUGAUCGAAGUGGCCUUUUUAUGCCAGCCCUCAAAUGUUUCACAAGUCAUUCAGAGCUACAGAUCAAAACCAUGAUAGCAAUCUUCGCAAUACGAUUGUUUCAGCUGACCCCUUUGACAUAAUGGGAUCUGUUUUAGCACUUUGUCCAGUGUUGAUUGGAAUGUACAGGCUGUCAGGGACAAAACUCUGCUCCUUUUAAACCAUGAAUACUCUUUUGUUUAGGUCAGAAGACAGGAAUGCGGAGGGGCUCUCAAGCUCCUUAACAUACAACACGUACUGCGUAUCAGAAAUAUUGAUAGUGGGGACGUUCAUCAUCAUGAACCAUGAUUCUUAGGGAUAAUACGUUGAUAUAAUUUUUUUGUAAUGACUAAAACCAAGUUUAAUAUUGUCCCUAACUGAAAAUUAGGUAUUAUUACUUCAGGAAUAGCAGAGGAAUUCCGUAUACUCAGCAAUAAUGAACUAAAUGUAUAGAUUGUGCCUUGAACAUUAGAUAGAUCAUAAUAGCUUUUAUAUUUUCAUCAUAUUUCAUCUUAGUGCAGGUGUAGCAUAAACAGAUCUUCAGUAGUCUUCUCUCUGCAGUUUGUCUGCAGGACAAGCCAUGUGAGAAGCUUGAUAUGUUAACUGUACAUUAAUGUUGCAUAUCUUAAUUUUUCCUUUUCUACCACGUCGUGUCUGACCUUGUGAAUUACCAAAAGAGUAUGAACCAAACAUUAAAAACUGAAGUCCAUUCCAGGUGAAAGGAGACAUGUAAAUGUCUUCAUAGCCUUUUACUAUAAAGCCAUAGAUCUACUAUGUCAUUAAUUUGGGUCAACAUUCUAUUGUAAUACCAUUGUUCAAAAUCAAAGCGAUUAAUAUUCAACAGGGUUUUACUCCCCAAGGGUCAGGGUGCUUUUUGAUAAAAACAUCUUUAGAUUUGGGAAGACAAGUAGGUGGUUUUUUAUCAAUUAUGUUGAAUAAUUAGAUCAGUUAUUGAGAUUGAGUCAUGGCUGGUGUAGUGCCUGGAGAAUUUGAACCCUGCUGUGCCUUUGGCACUCAAAGACCAGGGUUUCCCCAGCCCUGUCCUAUGGUGUCAGACUGUUAUUGUUAAAUGCUGGGAAAUUGAAGGAAUUUAGCUGCUACCAGUUCUAGGCAGUAGCCUGCCUUACCAGAUAAGACUGCAAUACUCACCUGUCUGAUAAACUCUGAAAUAUUAUUUACAUUUAUUUAGCAGAUGCUGUUAUCCAGAGCGAUAAACAGUCAUGCGUAUUUGCACUGGCACCCCAUGGGAAUUGAACCCAGAACCCCUGGUGCCAUGCUCUACCAACUGAGCUACACACUGGACAACAUACAGGCUGCAUAAUAUGGUGUGAGGGGUUUUCUUCAUUCUUAUGGAAAACAAGUGAUAUUGUGUAUGAAUGUACCAGGUACUAUGUGCUUGUUUAAUGGGCAAGUGAUAUUUCCUCCUAUGGAAAAAUAUUUCUACGCAGUGGAUGCAAGGGAACCAGACCCUGCAAGAGGACCAGUUAAAUCUAGUAAAUCUAUCAUUCCUUUAUUUUCAUGAUGCUUGAUAAUGUUUAUUAACCAGUUUACAGUAUCAUUGCUACCUUUUUGUACAUUGAUAUUAUGUAUAUGAUUAGUUUAGUACAAGUCAGCUUCACUACAUUAUUUAUUUUUUCAAAGUAGAAAAACAGAAAUGUCCUUAUACAAUGGAAUUUGUAGUGGAGUCUGUUCAAGUUUUAAUAACAGUCCUUUCACUUGAGGGGAUGUUGUUUGGAAAGGAUACAUUUAAAAUAAAUCUGUUUCUCUUUAUAUACUACUAUAGUUACUAUACUACUCUUUUCAGAGAGUACAGUGCAUCCCCUCUUAAAGUAAACGCAGUCGGGACUUAAUCUGUUGGCUGGUUUUUAAGGCUUUAAGACCCAUGACUGUUACAUUGAAAUCAUGAGAAACAUUGGCUUCCCCGGUGUGAUAUCUUUAUGGGUCUUUUUGGAUGAAGGACCUUAUUCCUAUGAUGUUUCUAUGUCAAUUCAUCUCUUCAAGUGCUUAUCACUUUUAACUUUGUUUUGUAGACAUUCUAUAGCCUAUACAUACCCAUUUUGUAAUUUUACAUUUUUUAAAUAUUGUUUCUGAAACAAAUUAUGCUAUAUUUCCAGAGCACUUUAAUAAACAAUUUUCAAUUUA